AUGAUCAGUAACGUGCAAGAGGCUGGAGUCCCAGGAAUGCAGAGAUCUCAGAGGGAUAAGGGCCUGGUGGAGGCUGUAGAUUGCUCGUUUCCACCUUUGAUUGAGAAUGGGCGGAUUGCAUUUAUUACCGAGACCAAUGUCACCACCUAUAGAUCCACAAUUCGGUACCAGUGCAAUGAACCUUAUUACCAACUAGAAUCAGACCGUAACCUGUGCGGCAAGCCGAGUAACCCUAUCAUCUUCCGCGAGAGGGUCCUCAAGGGGUCGGUGGCAAAGAGGGGCAACUUUCCCUGGCAGGUCCUCAUCCAGCAGCCAAGUGGUGCCGGGGCGCUUAUUUCAGACCAGUGGGUCCUCACUGCAGCCCACGUGGUUCACGAGGUGUCCAGCUUGCCCAUGGUAGCGGGGAUCACGAAUUCGAAGGACCUGAGGCACGGGACCCGGCUCCACCACGACAAAAUCUUCAUCCACCCCGGUUACGAGCAGCCCACAGGUGAAGGCUACAACUACGACAACGACAUCGCCCUGGUUCGGCUCAGGUCCAAGGUCCAGCUGGGCCCCGACCUCUCGCCCGUGUGCCUCCCGGCCAGGGACCCGCAGCACGCGGUGCCCGUCACCAAGGUGGGGCUGGUCUCCGGCUGGGGGAUCACCGAGAACCACACGCUGCCCAGCGACCUGAUGUUUGCGCGGCUGCCCGUGAAGGACCUGGAGGAGUGCCGCAACCAAACCUCGGGCCACCAGGUCACCAUCACCGGCAACAUGAUCUGUGCUGGCGACGACAGAGGCUCAGACAGUUGCCAGGGCGACAGCGGGGGGGCUUUUGUGUUUGCCCUCCCCAGGCCCAGGCAGAACCAGUUUUUUGUUGGUGGCAUUGUCUCCUGGGGUAUUAGAUGUGGCACUGUCGGCUUCUACACAAAAGUGGUCAACUAUCUGGACUGGAUUCGAUUUCACACUGGCCGGUCAAUCGAGGCCUGUCCUGCAUGGAUCGCGAGCGGCAGCGCUGAGCGCUUACCUGGACGGGCGGGGUUUCCUUAG
Molecule: messenger RNA, 1032 nt
Organism: Carcharodon carcharias (great white shark)
Lineage: Eukaryota; Metazoa; Chordata; Chondrichthyes; Lamniformes; Lamnidae
Product: complement C1s subcomponent-like
Exons: 5
Coding region: 1-1032 (343 amino acids)
Biological process (GO): proteolysis
Molecular function (GO): serine-type endopeptidase activity
Source: RefSeq, a predicted model, not a curated record